CUUGUGAUUCGCCGGCGUGCCUUCUCCAAGGCGAUUGGGACGCGGAGGUUGCCGGCGAGGAGUCAGCGGAGUUGGCCAUGGGGGAAACGGCAGACGAAAGCGAACUGGUGGACUCUGAGCAGAUUAUGUUGGAGGUGCAGCAAGAGGCGCAAAUGAAAGAAAUUCUAGAACUCUCACUGUUCGAAAUGAAAAAUACAGCGGCCGAACUGGAGAAAAGCCUUAACAACGUUGAGGAUGAAGAUAAUGAAUGGAAGACCAGGUAUGAAACCCAAAUAGAGCUGAACAGGCAGUUAGAAAGGCAAAUCGGGCUUCUCCAAGGAAAAAUGCAGCACAUUUGUGGCAGCCCAACAGACAGAUUGGCUUCUGUUCAUUCUUUUGAUCAAAUGCACAUGGAUUCUUUAGAUCAGUUUCUGAAACAACUGGAAGAAGAGAAGUCAAGUCUUCGGAACCAGCUGAAAGAUCAUGAGCUCAGAUUGAAGCAAGAAGCGAAGGCUUACCAUAAAGCUAAUGAUGAACAGCGUGCAUUCUUAGCAGUGAUUUCGCAGAUAUCAGGAUCAUUGAGAUCAUCUGAGAGGCAGAAAAAGGAUGAAGUAGAAAUCAAGAGGGAAAACCAAAUUCUGAGAGGAAAGUGUAAUAUUCCAAAGAAUCAAAGAAUCUUGGACCCAAAGAAAGGACCAAUUAAGAAGACUGCAGGAGUGAAGCAUCUUCCCAAACUGAAACUCUGACUACUGUUUCCAAAGAUUUUGAUUUGUUUAUUCUCCCACAUAUCGAAUUAAAUGUAUUAUUUUAAGACAGAAUGUAUAUUAAAGUUGCAGUUCUAACCACAGAA
This is a messenger RNA of Heteronotia binoei (common prickly gecko), 829 nucleotides long. RefSeq names its product coiled-coil domain containing 169 (gene CCDC169). NCBI's taxonomy places the organism in Eukaryota, Metazoa, Chordata, Lepidosauria, Squamata, Gekkonidae. The transcript is spliced from 8 exons. The record is from RefSeq and is a predicted model, not a curated record. Bases 78 to 725 code for a protein of 215 amino acids.